AUGCCGGCAGACGAGACGACACCGCUACUCCCGGGCGGCUCCGGAGCGGCACAAUCACCUCGUCCUCCCGCUGCAACUGCAACUGCAACUGCAACUGCAUCUGAAAAUGGCAGCGCCAAGCUGUCAGACCAACAGCUCCAGAUUCCCUCGAGCUCAUGGCUCGACACCAUCUUCCACGUUGAGAAUCGCAUCCUCCUCGCCGGCUUCUUGAUCUCCCUGUCAUUUAGCUUUACCCAAGUACCCCUCGUUAUCAACAUCAUUGCUGGCGAGGUUGUAACCCCAGUCCGUCGUACUGCCGUUUUUGGCAUGUUGCAAGGAUGCUUCAUGUUUGGUCAGUCUCUAGGCAACUUCACCGGCGGCUUUUUGGGAGAUACCUUUGGCAUUCGCGCGCCGUUUGAUGUUGCCUGUGGCUUCUUCCUUCUAUCAUGCGUCUACGUGCUCGUGUCUCUGCCCUACAUCCCGCCGCCCGUGAGCACCAGCAAGUCGAGCAAGCGCUCCUCUGGCUUCCUUGCGCCAUUGCGCAUCUUGGUACCGCAGAACCUGCGACUCGCCAGCGGGAAGAUGACAAAACAUUAUGGAGUUAUUUUCCUCUGUGCCGGUAUUUUCUUGGGAGUGCUGGCUACCGAUUACGCCCCUCUGUUGAUCCAGAUGUAUGCCACGGCUGCCUUCAAUUUUAAUCAGGCAAGCAACGGCCUGCUCAUGUCCGAGUUUGCCCUCAUGAGGGGCAUGUUCCUUUUAUUCAUCUUCCCCCGCAUUAUCAUGCUGGGAAGACGAUUACUAGCUUCGAAGCGCACAUGCAACAAGCCGCGGGCUGCGAGCGAAGAGGGAUACGGCACAGACGGAACACUGACGCCGGAUUCAUUGCCGACGGACCCGAGAGAAUUUGACUCGAGCAUGGGAACGAUUCCGAGCGACGAACCUGUAAAGCCGGCGCGAUCAAAGGAGGAUGAAGACCUGGACCCUCAGUUUGACCUGACCUUUUUGCGCUGGAGUCUCAUUGUUGAUGGCGGCUUUACAACAGUGGCAGCGUUCGCCACAAAACCCUGGCACAUAUAUCUCGCUGCAUUUUUGCUCCCAUUUGGAUCGGGAUCUGCACCGGCCGCCAAGGGAGUCAUCACCUCCAUGUGCCCUGACUCCCAGCGGGCGGAUGCUCUAAAUGCCGUCACCUUGGUCGAGAACAUUGCACGCCUGUCCACGCAGGGCCUGUUUGGAUUCGUGUUUGCGGCGCUCGCCAACGUUGGAAAGGCAUAUGCGACAUUCUUUUGUAAUGCGGCAAUUGCAGUCGUAGCCAUGAGCGUAUUACUGCUUUCUCACUUCCCACCUGAGGGCAGCAUUAUUGUCGACUCUAUAUGUGAGGGAGAUGAGCAAGCUGAAGAGGAAUAA
Messenger RNA from Cordyceps fumosorosea ARSEF 2679, 1383 nucleotides. RefSeq names its product Major facilitator superfamily transporter. Gene Ontology annotation, cellular component: membrane. NCBI's taxonomy places the organism in Eukaryota, Fungi, Ascomycota, Sordariomycetes, Hypocreales, Cordycipitaceae. Gene Ontology annotation, molecular function: transmembrane transporter activity. Gene Ontology annotation, biological process: transmembrane transport. The transcript has 6 exons. The coding region runs from base 1 to 1383 and encodes 460 amino acids. The record is from RefSeq and is a predicted model, not a curated record.